Messenger RNA from Achroia grisella, 1094 nucleotides. It is a transcript of the gene Sptr, whose product is annotated as sepiapterin reductase. The transcript has a single exon. Gene Ontology annotation, biological process: tetrahydrobiopterin biosynthetic process. The record is from RefSeq and is a predicted model, not a curated record. Lineage: Eukaryota; Metazoa; Arthropoda; Insecta; Lepidoptera; Pyralidae. Gene Ontology annotation, molecular function: sepiapterin reductase (NADP+) activity. The coding region runs from base 1 to 801 and encodes 266 amino acids.
AUGGCCUCUUCAACUAAUAUUGAUUUGUCUGCCUCCACAUAUUGUGUGUUAACAGGAGCUUCUCAGGGUAUUGGCAGAGCGAUUGCUGUCGAAGUCUCCAAACUCCUCGGCCCCAACUCUUUGAUGUUGCUACUGGCACGCAAUAAACAAGAAUUGGAGAAAACUGCAAGUCUCUGCGAGUCUAAUAAUGUUAAAGUGCUAUUUGAAUCGGUCGACUUGUCCCAAGCGUCUAACCAGGAAAUGAAGGAUAUCCUAGAAAAGUCUUUAGAAGGGAAGAAUGUAGCAGAUUUUGCAUUAAAUCUUAUUUUUCACAAUGUCGGUUCCCUUGGUAAUUUAGCUGUGGAGACAUCACGAAUGGAGAAUGUUGACGAGUUGAGGGAGUAUUAUGAUCUGAAUGUUUUUAAAGUUAUCUCAUUGAAUACUCAGUUUCUUAAAAUCUUCAAAGAGGUUGAAGACAGGAUUGUAAUUGUUAAUGUAACUUCGUUGUGUGCCAUUAAGCCAAUGGGUGGUAUGGCGUUCUACUGCAGUGGGAAGGCAGCGAGGGAGAUGUAUUUCAGAGUGCUCGCUGAGGAAAAAAAGCAUGUCCGUGUACUGAAUUAUUCACCAGGUCCUGUAGAGACAGCCAUGAUUGACUAUGUGCUGGCGGAAGCUGUGAAUGAUAAUCUCAGGGAUGUAUUCACAACCUUCAAAAACCAGGGCACAUUGUUAAAACCUGAAAUAACAGCAAAGAAAUGUAUGAAGGUUCUGCAAUCAGGCAAAUUUACACCUGGGGAGCAUGUUGAUUAUUUCGAUGAUGAAUAACUUAGAUUCCUACUCUCGUACUAGCUCUCUAAAUAUUUGUAGCUUUCUUACUGAUAGUGUGUUAAUUGCCAAAUUUAAUAUAUUAUAUUUAUAUAGAAUUAUAUCUUCUAGUGUUAUAUAUUUACAAUGUCAUAGGCAUAUUACUCGAUACAUUCCUUUUUAGUGAGUAUAAAUAUGUUAAACUUCACAUCUAUUUUUCGAAGCCAAAUUGUGGAACUUGUCAUGAAACAAAAAUUAAUUAGCACAGACUCCAGAUUAUCAUGCUGAAAUCGCGCAAUCUUUGUAUGUAUAAU